Messenger RNA from Dreissena polymorpha, 5976 nucleotides. Its product is annotated as eukaryotic peptide chain release factor GTP-binding subunit ERF3A-like. Bases 112 to 1785 code for a protein of 557 amino acids. Gene Ontology annotation, cellular component: translation release factor complex. Lineage: Eukaryota; Metazoa; Mollusca; Bivalvia; Myida; Dreissenidae. The transcript has 15 exons. Gene Ontology annotation, molecular function: GTP binding; GTPase activity; translation release factor activity. The record is from RefSeq and is a predicted model, not a curated record. Gene Ontology annotation, biological process: translation.
UCGUCCCGUAUAUCCGACACUAAAUCACACGCGAGUGGUGACGUCACGGCAAACUCCACAUGCUGUUGCUCAAUCUUGGGACAAAAAGUUUUGUGACAGAUUCAAGUCAUAAUGGCGUCUCAAAACGAAUUGACUAACGCUCCUGAAACAUGGGAUAACGAUACGAAUGACGAUGACGUAGGGAAUCAAUUAAAUAAACCACUGGCAUCACUCAAUAUUAACGCACCAGCUUUCGUACCCGGCCAGAAUCCAUUUGCAUCAUCAUUCGUGCCUACCAGCUUCUCAAAAGCAGCUGAACCUGAGCCCGAGGCACCACCACCUCCGUCAGAACCUGUUCCAGAAAAGAACAUAGCAUACAAGGAGGAGGGUGGAGGAAAGGAAGAAGUUGCUGAUGACUGGGGGGCUUCCACUGAAGGACUGGAGGCAGAGGCAGAAGUGGAGGAAGAGGAGGAGGAGGAAGCUCCUGUGAAGCCUAAGAAGGCUGCUAAGGAAAGACUACAGAAGAAGGCUCACAUGAACAUCAUCUUCAUUGGACAUGUCGAUGCUGGCAAAUCAACAAUUGGGGGUCAAAUAUUAUAUCUGACUGGAAUGGUGGAUAAGCGAACAUUAGAGAAGUACGAGAGAGAGGCGAAAGAGAAAAACAGAGAAACCUGGUACCUGUCAUGGGCCCUGGACACUAACAUAGAGGAGCGAGAGAAAGGAAAGACAGUGGAGGUGGGGCGGGCAUACUUUGAGACAGAGAAUAAACACUUCACUAUCCUUGAUGCACCCGGACACAAGAGCUUUGUGCCAAACAUGAUAGGCGGUGCCUCGCAGGCAGAUAUAGCUGUCCUGGUGAUAUCAGCACGUAAAGGCGAGUUCGAGACCGGGUUUGAGCGUGGAGGCCAGACGAGAGAGCAUGCCAUGUUGGUGAAAACUGCAGGUGUGAAGAAACUGGUGGUUGUGAUUAACAAGAUGGAUGACCCAACAGUACUAUGGGACCAAGUUAGAUAUGACGAGUGUAAAGACAAGCUUAUUCCAUAUUUGAAGAAGUGUGGAUUUAACCCAAAGACAGAUCUUGUAUUUUUUCCUGUGUCUGGAUUUACUGGAGCCAACCUUCGGGACGUGGCACCAGAGUCGACCUGUCCAUGGUAUAGAGGGCCUUCAUUUAUUAAUUACCUGGAUGGUUUGCCUCCAAUUAAUCGAGCCCUCGACAAGCCGUUCCGAAUGCCUGUGAUGGACCGAUACAAGGACAUGGGCACAAUCCUUAUCGGCAAAGUGGAAUCUGGCAUCUGUUGUAAAAACCAGACUGUCUAUAUGAUGCCUAAUAAGUGUCCAGUGAAGAUCAUGCAGCUCUGGUCAUAUGAUGAGGAGACUGACGAGGUACAUCCAGGAGAGAACGUCAAGUUGAAAGUCUCUGGAGUAGAUGAGGAGGAUGUUUCCCCAGGGUUUGUGAUAUGUGCUUUAGACGCUCCCUGUAAUACGGGCCGAAUAUUCGAUGCAAAGAUUGUGAUAUUGGAGCACAAGUCUAUCAUCUGUGCAGGCUUCAGUGCGGUUCUACAUAUGCACACUGUGGCUGAGGAGGCAACUAUCAAAAACCUAAUUUGUAUCAUAGAUAAAAAGACUGGUAAAAAAACGCCAGCCCGCUUUAUCAUGCAAGACCAGAUUGGUAUAGUACGGUUCCAAAUUAACGCUGGAUUAAUCUGCCUAGAAACAUUUGACGACUUUCCACAGAUGGGUAGAUUCACACUCAGAGAUGAAGGUCGCACAGUUGCUAUAGGACAAGUGUUGAAGAUCAUUGAAUAAUUGCUCUGUGUUCCCCAAAUUAAGCAUGGCAGUGCAUAAGUCCUGUACUGAGUUCAUACGCAGAACUAGCAGGGUACCAGGCAACACCAUGCCAUCAAAAGCGAUCAUCGGGUUGGGUGUAGAUAAUUUUUGCAAAUGCGUUGUUUUGUUUUCCAUGAAUGAGCAGUGUUUUAAGCACUUUUAACCCUGUUAAACUUACAGAACUUCUUAAUAUUUGUAUGUGUAUUCAUGUAUUUAGUUCUAUUUACUAUUUGUUUCUCCUGCUGAGUCUCAGAGACACCCAGGGCCUUGUAUUCACCUAUCUGUUUUAAGACUAACUCAGGAACAUGGACUCUAGAAACCAAAUUCCUGCACUAAUGCGUCUGUUUAUAGGCACAGUGGAAUGUAGCAAAUGUUAUGAUAAUUGAUGAUAAUAUGUAAGGCCUAAUGUACCCACUGUUAUGAUGAUCGCUCAUCAAAAUUAACACUAGCUUACAAGGCCGGGACUUGUGCUCACCAGAACUUGCUUGUUUGAAGUGCUAUUUCAAUGAUUUAAACUAAGCUUAAUAUUGCUUUGGUUUAAAAAAAGCCAAAACAUUAUAAAGAAACUUGAUGCCUUAAAACAGGUUGGUGAAGAUGGUUCUGGUUUAAAGGCGCAUGUUCACAUAAUGGUUAAUUUAACAUUUUGAUUAUUGUUGUGACUUUUAUCACAAAUUACCAGUACCCACACACAUGCAGGGGUUUUUCUGCCUAUUUUGGGAAAAGGAGUCUUACCAAAUUGGGAAUAUUUUAUCGACAAAAUUGUCCAUUUGGGGAAUUUUUGCUUCGAUGAAACGUCUCAUUUUGGGAAAACAUUAUGAAUUUAUCAUGCUUAAAUAAGUCAGUGGUUUUACAAAUAAAUUUGUUUUUAUUUGUUAUUUUGUCUUCUUUAUAUAAACACCUGCAAUAUUGGACAUGUUCAACGUUUAUUCAAGUACUGAAAUUUUGUUGUUCAGUUACAUUUACACUCUGAGAUAAGAACUUUACAGUCAAAAACUUAUAGCAGAUAUUUUUGACCAAAACAAACAGUGUUACACUGGUUAGUCACACAAGUUACAGCAUUUUUUUUUCUGCUUUCUGUUUUUGAAAGCAUCACACAGUUUCUCCAAUGUUUUGUAAUUCAGGUCUAGACCUUCAAUGCAGGUAAGCAUCAGUAAGUAAGUUUGGUUUGUGUGAAUGUGCUGCCUAAUGGGGAGCACAGCAGGUUCAUGGUGCAGUGCUUGUUGGUAUAAUAUACACAUCAGCUGGACGAGUUGGAUCAUUAAUAAUCUAAUAAUCAUAAGUCAUAAUAAUCUAAUAAACAUGUCAUAAGACACUUAUUUAAAAAAAAAAAAUAUAUAUUUUUAAAUUGGGAUUUUUUUUUAGAAUUUCGGUUUGGGAUUGGGUCCGUUUGCUUUGGGAAUGCCUCCGUUUUCCGGAGGCGCAGACAGUGCUGAAAAACCCCUGGCCUGUAUAUACAGAUGACUAUUGACACUCUAUGCAGAAACAUACUUGCUCUUGCACUAUGUAUAUGAUAGUAAAUCUGUGUGAACAAAAUUAUGAAACAAGUAUUUAAGUCAGUAUGACUAUGAAUUAAUUUAUUAUGGGCAUUGUUUUGUAAUUAUUGUUUUUUUUUUUCAAAUACACAGGAUUUUCAUACCACUGGCAUUCAGUUGCUGUAUUAUGUUAAGUGAAAUAUUGUUCAUAACAAAAUGUUAAAGAUACUGAAUGUAUUUUGUAGCAUCGAAACAAUUUCCGUGUUUGUUACUCAAUAUUUAUGUUGGUUAUUGUAAUUUGCUGUAUAUUUAUAUAAACAUUAAAACAAAUCACUAACUUUUUUCCAACUUAAAUUGCACAUCAAUGUUUUUCUAGAUAUUUACGCAUAUUAAAAUCACAACAUAUGUUUCAACCAUCAAUAAUCUGUUUUAAAUCUGUUUUGAGUAUUACUGUAUGUUAUUGUGUUAUCAGUAAGUCAUGGGUAAUAUUGUAUCUUCUUGGUGCUCAUAAUACUUUGUUAACAUUUCCUAAAAACCCUGUUAUAGUGCUCAAAGUAGUCUAGUUGUAUCCUCUCAUUUUAACAGCAACAUGACAGGAUUUGUUUAUUUGCAAGGAUUUCACACUUUUAUUGUCUGACACGUGAUGACUGUUGAUGCAUUUUAACAUUUCAACACAGUUGGAAAGGUUCACAACAUUUGAUUUACCCGGUAGUCAAUUUUCCCAUCUAGCUAACACUCUACAUAAGAAUUCAAGUACCUGUUCCAACAUAAAUCAUGGGCAUGGGUCUUCUGUGAAUAAAAGUAUCAACUAAUACAUGUGAUAGUUAGAAUUUAAAUGUGCAAAAAUUCUUGCCCUUUUGCUAUUAUUUUCCGCAACUAUUCUGAACACAUGAAUCCAUUUUGUUUACUGCUUAUUCUUGUAGUGAUUGGGUGUUAUGGGUACUGACAUUUUAGCAUGAUUCAUUUAGAAUCAUUCUGCAUUAUAAGUUUGAAUAAUGUUUCUUUAUUUGUUUUGUAUUUAUUUACCCCCUUAAGGUAAAUCAAUGAAGUUUCUUUUUUUCUCUGUAGUAAGGAGUUAAAUUGACUUCUAUGUACAGAUUUUCACAGGAAUUUUAAUGAUAUAAACACAUCUUCACAGUCUUGUGUCUGAGAAAUAAUGAUCUGUUCACAAAGAUAUAUUUUAAGGUCUAUUAUGUAAAACAUACAUCGUGUAAUUUCUGGUUUGGGCGAGGUUUUGUUUGAAAUAAUUAUGUCCAUAAUUAUGAAAGCAAAGUGUUGUUCCUGCAAUAUUGCAAUUUUCUGAAAUAUUGUGUAUAGUAUAAUAGUAAUUUAUUUGAUCAUUGUUUAUUUUCAUAUGUUAGUACUCAUUUCACUGUUAAAAAUACCAGCUUGUGAAGAGUACAUGAAGGUUUGUUACAGGUUCAGUAAGAUAGAUCCAUUUAAAGAGUGAGUUUAUUUUGUAUGUUUACUUAAGAAAAAGUUUCUGGUCCGUAAAUAUCUUAUUUAGUUUAAUUCCAUAUGCCUUUGUUUUCAGUGCUAGACAGUGGAACUUAAUAUAAGUUGAGGGAAAGUUGCACAAAACGUUUCUGGCACAUAUCAGUGUUUAAUGAUAUAGUCCUAGCCAAAUGUGACUGGCUAAAUAUGUUUUCCGUUUAAAUAGUCGAAGUAUGUAAUUGAAGUUGUAGUAUAUGAAAACUUUUUCAAAUCAAAUCCUCCACUACCACCUUACUAUGUGCUAAAUACUGAUACAUGGCACUAAUUAUGCCCAUGAGUUUGAUCAGCUGUAAAGUUGACGAUUUUGAGCAACAGUGCCCUGAUGAACAGGGUUACUGAGAUUUGUAUAUUGUCUAGAUUGUUUAAAUUACACACUAUGGUAACUGUGCAUUGUGUUCUCAGUAGAGAGCUUUAUUUGUUACCUUUACCUUACAAAAAGGGAUGUUGGAAUUUUUAUUGCUGGUUUGUGUUGAUGAUGUGUUGCAAAAUACAUAUUAAUAAUAUGUGCAAAUUAGAUAUAAUUCUAUGAAAUAAUUUAAAACAUGUCACUUAUUAUUAAAUAAUUGCCUACAUUGUACUUGUGUUCAUCUCCGAUUGCUGAGUUUCAAGCUUUGAGUGACAUUAAUUUCACACCUCACCCUUAAUUUAUAAUACAUGUAGUAAAAUAUUUGUUUUACCGUGUGUUUUAAUUCAUUUUUUUUUAAAUAUUGAUAUCUUUUUCCAAAAGAAUAAAAGAUCAUGGCAAUUGCUGCCAAAAGUUAGAAAAACAAAAGUCCAUUAUCAGUGAACAAUUCUUGUUACUUUUGAUUAUUUUUAAAGCGGGUGACCAAUUAACCUGUGCAAUACAGGACAAUAAAUAAAACAUGACAAUUAUUUAAGUUGGGGUCACUACCUUGGAAUAGUCUGUGCAAAGCAUUGGGGAUUUAAACCAAUUUGAUUAUAUAGAGAGGCAUAUACCAUUUUCUUGAUUUCAAACAAAACCCAGCUGUUUGAUAAGUAUUCAGGCUUUCUCUACCAAACUGCCAACUUCGAUGACUAGAGUCAUUUCAUUUUGUGUGAGUUGUCAGAAAGUGCCAGUAAGAUGGGCUAUUUACGCAUUGGAAUGAAUGAAUUGUUACAUUACAUUUCAGCUGUUGUCAUCACCAGAUCGUUAUUCACACAGCUGUCUUGUAUCUUACUGAUGAAUACAUUUUUAUUUAUUAUA